Molecule: messenger RNA, 1855 nt
Organism: Fukomys damarensis (Damara mole-rat)
Lineage: Eukaryota; Metazoa; Chordata; Mammalia; Rodentia; Bathyergidae
Gene: Pglyrp2
Product: peptidoglycan recognition protein 2
Exons: 5
Coding region: 212-1768 (518 amino acids)
Biological process (GO): peptidoglycan catabolic process; detection of bacterium; defense response to Gram-positive bacterium
Molecular function (GO): peptidoglycan immune receptor activity; zinc ion binding; peptidoglycan binding
Source: RefSeq, a predicted model, not a curated record
CCUCGGGGCCCUGGUGACUUUGAACCAGGACACCCUGCUCCUAAGCACCUGCUGCCUCCAGCUGCUCUGUGAAGCAGCUGUGUCACUCACCUCACCGCUGGACUUUGACAGGCUCCAAGGGCUCUGCUCAGCUCUUCCCACCUGUCGCCUUCCAGCACAGCGAAGUUCUUGCUGAGGCCAACCAGAUAGGUCUCCUCCAAGUUGGAGUCCCAUGAUGAGAGCCCACAGUGUCUUCUGGAUCCUGCUCGGAUUGCUGCUGUGGCCGGAGCCUGGGACAGCCUCCUUGCCUCUGUUCAUGAACUCCGUCAUCCAGGCCCUGGGUGAGCUCGAGCAGAAGGUGCCAGGGGCUGAGGCCAACCAAAGUGCCUCUGCGUGGAUUCUAUCAGCCCAGAGCUCUGGGCCCCGCCAUCCCCUCCACCACCUCCUGCUGGAGGCACCAAGUCUCAAGAUUACCGAGCUGGAGCCAGCACCACUGAACCCAGAGCUUCAAGACCUGGUUCAGAAGGUGGCCCAAUAUGAUGUCCGGGACGGGCGGGAGCACGGGGUGGUCCUGGCACCCGAUGGCUCCACUGUGGCUGUGAACCCUCUGCUGGUGGGACUGACAGCUGGGCUACAAGUGCGCAAGGUUUUAACCUCAACCUUGUCCUCGGAAAGCCCAGCCACCUCCCCCAGGCCCACUGAUGGUUUUCCAGAUAUUGCCCCUACAGAUGUCAGAGCCUCCCUACCAAAAGGCGGAGCUGAGUUGCUCCGCACUACAGACAGCUUCCUGACAGUCACCCUUGCUGCAGAUCUGGGCCUGACCUUCCUCCAUGGCUCCAAGAACAAGAGACUCCCAAACCUGGGAACUGAUGGCUGCUGGGACCAGCUCUCGGCCCCCCAGAACUUCAUGCUGUUGAACCCCAGGACAUCCAUGCUGACCACGGCCUUCCUCAAUGGUGCCCUGGAUGGGGCCCUCCUUGGAAACUACCUGAGCAGGGUCCCUGAGCCCCGGCCACUCCUCAGCCGCCUCCUGAGCGAGUACUAUGGAGCUGGGGUGGCUGGAGACCCUGAGUUCCGCAGCAACUUCCGGCGGCAGAAGGCGGCUACUCUGACUUCAGCCUCCAUCCUGGCCCGGGAGGUGAUGGAGGCUCUUUCCCUGCUACAGGGUGUGGAGCCAGGACUACCACAGCUGAAGAAUGUCAGCCAAGAACAGCUGGCCCAGGUGGCCAUCCACGCUGCCAGGGAGUUCAUGGAGGAUUUCCUGGCAUGCCCGGCCAUCCACCCCCGCUGCCGCUGGGAAGCCGCGGCCUACCGGGGUCUCCCGACGCCACUGAAGCUGCCGCUCAGGUUCUUGUAUGUGCAUCACACGUUUGUACCGGCGGCACCUUGCACCACCUUCGAGCACUGCGCCGCCAACAUGCGCUCCAUGCAACGUUUCCACCAGGACACGCGAGGCUGGGACGACAUCGGCUUCAGUUUCGUGGUGGGCUCUGAGGGCUACGUGUACGAGGGCCGCGGCUGGUACUGGAUGGGCGCGCACACGCGCAGACACAACUCCCUAGGCUUCGGCGUGGCCAUCGUGGGCGACUACACCAAGACACUGCCCAGCGAGGCCGUGCUGCGCACUGUGCGGGACGUGCUCCCCAGAUGCGCGGUGCGCGCCGGCCUCCUACGGCGGGACUACCAGGUGCUGGGCCAUCGCCAGCUAGUGCACACCACCCAGUGUCCUGGUGACGCGCUCUUCCGCCAGCUGCGCACUUGGCCGCGCUUCUCCGAAACUGGAAACUAAGAAUUACAAGGAUGGCCUCUCAAAGAUCCAGGAGGGCACCACCUCUUGUGGUCCAUUUUUCCAGCAGCUGCAGAUCUCCAAUAAAGU